AUGGCUCGCAUUCUCCUGGCUGCCACCAGCGCCCACCUGAACGAACGAGAGAAGAGAUUGAAACAACUGGCAGAAGGUAAGCCGAAACCUAACCCCCAGGGAAAACCAAAAUGGGGCCCAGAACCCCUCCCCGAGUCCAGGGUAACCUUAAAAGUGGAGGGGACCCCAAUUGAGUUUUUAGUGGACACUGGGGCCGAACAUUCUGUCCUGCUUGACCCACGGGGAAAACUUUCAAAGACUUCAUGGGUGCAGGGGGCCACUGGUAUGAAAAAAUAUUCAUGGACUACCCGAAGAAACCUAGAUCUGAGCAUGGGCAGAUCUUUCAUGUCAUACCACUCUUUCAUGGUCAUACCAGACUGCCCCUACCCACUGCUUGGCCGAGACUUGCUAACCAAAAUAGGAGCCCAGAUCCAUUUCUCACCUGAUGGGGUGAAUGUUACGGACCCGGCCGGUAGGCUGGUACAAGUUCUAACCAUGCAAAUAGAAGAUGAGUACAGAUUACACCAAGGCCCCUCCGAAGUAGCCCCUGAGGCUGAUAUGCAACAGUGGCUUAAUGAAUACCCACAAGCCUGGGCAGAAACCAGAGGUCCAGGCUUAGCCAAACAUCGGCCCCCAAUCUAUAUUGAAUUAAAACCAGGAGCAGAGGCCAUCAGAGUCAAGCAAUAUCAGAUGCCACAAGAGGCACAAAGGGGUAUUUGCCCUCACAUAUGCAGGCUGUUGGCUCAGGGCAUCUUACGCCCAUGCCAAUCCAACUGGAAUACCCCCCUUCUCCCAGUCAGAAAGCCAGGGUCCAAUGACUACAGGCCAGUGCAGGAUUUGAGACAAGUUAACCAACGGGUGAUGGACAUCCACCCCACAGUACCAAACCCCUUUACUCUUUUGAGCACUUUGAACCCCAAUCACCAGUGGUAUAUGGUACUGGACUUAAAAGAUGCUUUUUUAAGCCUCCCCCUGGCACCCAAAAGCCAGAAUAUUUUCGCCUUCGAAUGGUCAGAUCCAGAGGAAGGCAUUCAUGGGCAACUAACUUGGACAAGACUACCACAAGGAUUCAAGAACUCGCCCACGAUCUUUGACGAAGCAUUACAUGAGGACCUGGGUGAGUACCAUAUCCAACACCUACGGGUUACCUUGCUACAGUAUGUGAACGACCUUUUGUUGGCCACAGAAUCCCACCAAACCUGCGAGGCAACCAGAGAUUUGCUGUAUACUUUAGGUGAGCUGAGAUAUCGGGCCUCCACAAAGAAAGCACAAAUUGGCAAACAAGAGGUUCAUUACCUGGGAUACAUAUUAAAAGAAGGACAGUGGUGGCUGUCCAAAGCUAUAAAAGAGACUGUGUUAAAGAUCCCUAAGCCCCAGAGUCAAUGUGGAAUUAGAGAAUUUCUGGGGUCCGCUGGAUUCUGUAGAUUAUGGAUCCCAGGUUUUGCUGAAAUGGCAAAACCACUAUACCAGGCAACAAAAGAGACUAUACCAUUUGCCUGGACAGAGGAAAUGGAUAAAGCCUUCCAGGACAUUAAGGCAGCCCUCCUGUCAGCCCCUGCCCUAGGUCUACCUGACGUCACUAAGCCCUUCCUUUUCUAUGUAGAUGAGAACAGAGGGAUAGCCAAAGGGGUGUUACUCCAGAAACUGGGACCUUGGAAAAGACCAGUGGCAUAUCUUUCAAAAAAAACUGGACCCAGUGGCUAGUGGAUGGCCCCCUGCUUGCAUAUGGUGGCUGCUGUGGCCUUGUUAGUAAAAGACGCUGGCAAAUUAACCCUGGGACAAGAACUGCAAAUAACAACCCCACAUGCCAUAGAGGGUAUAUUGAGACAACCUCCAGAUUGAUGGAUCAGUAACGCUAGACUGACCCAUUACCAGGGACUACUACUAAACCCUACCAAGGUCAUUUUUCAGCCGCCAACUACUUUGAACCCAGCCUCACUCCUGCCGGAUCCAGACCUGGACGCUCCACUACAUGACUGUGCUGACAUCCUGGCUCAGGUAUGUGGGAUCUGAGCUGAUCUGAAAGAUGUCCCCCUUCCAGAUGCUGAACUGACUUGGUACGCGGAUGGGAGCAGCUUCAUACAAAAUGGACAAAGGUAUGCAGGUGCGGCUGUGACCACUGAGACAGAAGUCAUAUGGGCUGCCCCUUUGGCCCAUGGGACUUCGGCCCAAAAAGCCGAACUUAUAGCAUUGACUGAAGCACUCAAAAGAGGUAAAAAAAAACAACUGACCAUUUAUACUGACAGCAGAUACGCCUUUGCCACAGCGCACAUACACGGGGCCAUCUAUAUAGAGAGAGGACUCCUGAUGGCUGAAGGAAAGACUAUAAAAAAUAAAGAGACAAUUCUUGAGCUUCUACAAGCCCUUUGGCUGCCCAAGAAACUGGCCAUAGUCCACUGCCCAGGCCACCAAAGAGGUGACUCCUCUGUGGCAAGGGGCAAUCGACUGGCUGAUCUUUCAGCCAAGGAAGCUGCUCUAGCAUCUGUUACCCCGGUUUUGGCAGUUCGACUCCCUGAUCCAGGGACUAUGACUCUACCCGAUAACCCCGAAUACAGUGAAACAGAUAUAAAAUGGAUUAACUCCUUACCUAUGACACAAUUUAAAAAUGGUUGGUGGGAAGAUGCUAAGUCAGCGCCUAUCCUACCUGAACUACUGGGGACAGAACUGCUCAGGAAAAUUCAUAAUGCAACCCAUUUAGGGGCGAAAAAAAUGCAGGAUCCCGUCAGAACUGCAAAGAUUGUCAUCAAAGACUGCCAGGAGAAAAUAGAAAAAAUUGCCUCAGACUGUAAGGCUUGCCUGCUAACAAACCCAACAAAGACUUCAGGAGCAACUAAAGGAGCCAGAGAAAGGGGAACGCGCCCUGGAGCAUACUGGGAAGUAGACCUUACUGAGGUAAAACCGGGACAAUAUGGAUAUAGAUACCUGCUAGUCUUCAUUGAUACUUUUUCUGGAUGGGUAGAGGCCUACCCAACAAAAAAGGAGACAGCCCAGGUAGUAACAAAAAAACUCUUAGAAAAGAUCCUGCCAUGGUUCUGAUUCCCUGUACAGGUAGGUUCCGAUAACAGUCCCGUCUUUGUCUCCAAGUUAAGUCAGGGACUGGCGGCGGUUCUGGGUACAAAUUGGAAAUUACAUUGUGCCUAUCAACCCCAGAGUUCAGGGCAAGUAGAAAGAAUGAACAGAACUUUAAAAGAGACCUUGACCAAAUUAACCCUAGAGACUGGCGGGGACUGGGUGGCACUCCUCCCCUUUGCCUUGUUCCGGGUGCGGAACUCACCUUACAUGUUGGGGUUAACCCCCUUUGAAAUUAUGUUCAGGAGACCUCCCCCUAUUGUACCUAGUUUAAAGACUGACUUAAUAGCUGACUUACCUGUUGAUGCUCUAUUUUCCUCCCUCCGACUCCUCCAACAGUGCACAAGGACAUUUGAAAACAACUAGAAGCCCUAUACCUCACCAAGCCACCACCUGAACCGCAUCAUUUUUGGUCAGGAGAUUGGGUCUAUGUGCAGAGACACCACUCAGGCACCCUCGAACCAUGCUGGAAAGAACCCUACU
This is a messenger RNA of Odocoileus virginianus texanus, 3531 nucleotides long. The record is from RefSeq and is a predicted model, not a curated record. NCBI's taxonomy places the organism in Eukaryota, Metazoa, Chordata, Mammalia, Artiodactyla, Cervidae.